Messenger RNA from Pistacia vera, 1884 nucleotides. RefSeq names its product probable receptor-like protein kinase At1g80640. Gene Ontology annotation, molecular function: ATP binding; protein kinase activity. The transcript is spliced from 10 exons. Lineage: Eukaryota; Viridiplantae; Streptophyta; Magnoliopsida; Sapindales; Anacardiaceae. The coding region runs from base 220 to 1548 and encodes 442 amino acids. The record is from RefSeq and is a predicted model, not a curated record. Gene Ontology annotation, biological process: protein phosphorylation.
CUCGACUCGACUCAACUACAUCAUCAAAAGGAAAAAAGUGUUUUCUUAAUUUUCCUGCAACACUCUUUUGUUUUGUUCCCUUCUAGAUUCAUUCACUGCUGGUAGAUUCAAAGUUAAAAGAACAAAACAACCAAAGUUUAGUCAAGAAAAUAAAAAAAAAGUUUCACUCUUUACUUUGCUUUUUUUUUUUUUUUUCUUUCUUUAAUUUUUCUCAAAAGAAUGGAAAUGAAGCUUCUUGCAAUGAUUUUGCCCAUGUGGGCAUGUAGCAUUUGUUUGUUCUCAUCUGUACUUGUUGCCAGACCAGACACAACUGUUUCCAACAUUUUUAGUUCUGGUUUUGUUGCCGUGAAGGAACCCCUUUCUCAGUUUUCUGCAAAAAUGGAAGCUCAAUCUCCAGGAAAUUCUGAGGUUAGAAUGGUGCACCACCAAGAUCUGAACAAGAAAAUACUUAUAGCACUUGUUGUCACACCGACUAUUCUUGGUGUUCUAUUGCUGUUCUUUUUAUGCUUUUGGAUCUAUAGAUUGAAAAAACUGAAGGAUUCCAAUGGAAAAAGCAAACAGAACUUUGAUUCUGGCAGAGGACUUUCAUUGAGUCCAAUGAUGGAACGAUUUAAUUCAUUGAGGACAACUGGUAAGAAUGAUUCAGUUGCUGUCAUUGAGUAUCAGUAUUUAGAAGUUGCCACAAACAAUUUCCGGGAAAAUAAUGUUCUGGGUGAGGGAGGUCGUGGGCGUGUUUAUAAAGCACGGUUCAAUGAAAAAUUCCUUGCAGCAGUGAAGAGAAUAGAUGAUAGAGGGCAGGAUGCUGAAAGAGAAUUUGAGAAUGAACUGAACUGGUUAACUAAAAUCCGGCAUCAGAAUAUUAUUUCUCUUUUAGGUUACUGCAUCCAUAAUGAAACAAGGUUUCUUGUAUAUGAAAUGAUGCAAAAUGGCUCUUUGGAGGACCAAUUGCAUGGUCCUACUCAUGGAUCUGAUCUUACAUGGCAUCUACGGAUGAAAAUUGCUGUUGAUGUUGCUCGAGGACUAGAACAUCUUCAUGAGCACUGCAGCCCUCCUCUAGUCCACAGAGAUCUGAAAUCGUCCAAUAUUCUUCUUGAUUCCAACUUUAAUGCAAAGCUUUCAGAUUUUGGCCUUGCUGUGACUGGUGGAACCCAAAGCAAGAAUGUAAAGCUUUCUGGAACGCUGGGCUAUGUUGCCCCAGAGUAUCUUUUAGAGGGUAAACUUACUGAUAAGAGUGAUGUAUAUGCCUUUGGAGUUGUAUUGCUGGAGCUUCUGAUGGGAAGAAGGCCGGUGGAAAAGAUGUCACCAAUUCAAUGCCAAUCGGUAGUCACAUGGGCCAUGCCUCAGCUCACUGACCGAUCAAAGCUUCCCAACCUUGUGGAUCCUGUAAUUAGAGACACGAUGGAUUUAAAGCACUUAUAUCAGGUUGCCGCUGUAGCAGUGCUAUGUAUACAACCUGAACCAAGUUACAGGCCAUUGAUAAUGGAUGUUCUGCAUUCGUUAAUUCCUCUUGUACCGACCGAGCUUGGAGGGUCAUUACGAGUUGCAUAAGGAGCAUAACCUUUGCCUUGUCGGCACCCAGCCUUCAGACAAGUAAACCUUGCUUAUCACGUCAGCCAGCAUUACAUUCUUUAAUGCUGCUGGAUGUUCAAAGUACAUCACAUGGUUCUCGUUUUUUUGGUUCCUGAUCAUUCUUUUCCAGACAAAAGUUGCCUUCAGGGAUACAUAUACAGGGAAGAUCAUGGUAGCUAGAAAUUUAGUUUCUCAUUGAUACAGCUGUAAAUUAUAUGUCAUUGCGUUGUAGAACUUGCAAUGUAGUUUCUUUGGUUUAGAUUAUUGAAAAUGGAAUGUACUUUUGGAUGAAAAUGAAGAAUUUUAUUUUUUGAA